Schistosoma mattheei is the source of this 1068-nucleotide messenger RNA. The record is from the annotation of a GenBank genome assembly. Lineage: Eukaryota; Metazoa; Platyhelminthes; Trematoda; Strigeidida; Schistosomatidae.
AUGACCUUGGAGACAUCGGACACUGAAUUUAGUGAUGAACCUUUGCUGAAUAGUAAUGAUUCUGCAUCUGGCAGUUUACCAAAAGCUGUGGCUAGAUAUGAAACAAGCUUGUCCGAAGCAGCACUUAACUGCAAGAAAAACUACAAAUUUGACUUGUUGGAUCUUUUGACAACAUCUACUAAGUCAAACCAAUGUAUGCUUGGGAUCGAUGAAGCUGGGAGAGGUCCAGUCCUUGGCCCUAUGGUUUAUGCAUGCGCCUUGUCACCAAUAAGUCGGUUGAAUGAACUAAAAACUAUUGGACUUGCUGAUUCAAAGACAUUAAAUGAAAAUCAACGUGACAAACUUCUUAAAGAGAUGUUGAAUAAAUGUGAUUGGAUAUCAGCUGUCGUCCAUGUGAUUAGUCCUGUAUACAUUACCGAGAAAAUGCUAGAUAAGUCGAAAACUAGUUUAAAUGCUAUAUCUCAUGAUUCAGCCAUACAACUUAUUCAAUCAGUUCUUGACAGUGGAGUAAAUUUGGUUGAGGUUUACGUUGAUACUGUUGGCAAAGCUGAACAUUAUCAAACUAAACUACAAAAUCUUUUUCCUCAAUUAAAAAUACGUGUUGAAAGCAAAGCUGAUGAUAUUUAUCCAAUUGUGAGUGCUGCUAGUAUCUUCGCAAAAGUUACUCGGGAUCGAGUUCUUCAAAUGUGGCCUAAAGAAGAACGUGGGAGUGUACCCGAAGGCACUGGUCUUGGUUCUGGCUAUCCAGGUGAUCCCGUCACCAAAAGUUAUUUACGUGCAUGUAUGGAUCCAGUUUUUGGUUUCCCGUCUCUUGUGCGAUCUAGUUGGUCAACUGCAUCUUCUCUAUUAGACCAACAUGGUGUAUCAGUUAGGUGGGAAGAUGAUGAAACACACGAAGAAGUAAUUCAAGCUAAAAAACUUGCACGAAAACGUGAGCAUUCAAAAGGUACUUGUAAAUUAUCUAAUUAUUUCAAUAAUGCUCAGUCGAGAUCGUCCACACCUGAUGCGUUACAGAGACAACCAUUUUUUGUACGAACUGGUCUUGUGCAUGUUCAGACUAUCACAUAA